Seminavis robusta is the source of this 510-nucleotide messenger RNA. The record is from the annotation of a GenBank genome assembly. Lineage: Eukaryota; Bacillariophyta; Bacillariophyceae; Naviculales; Naviculaceae.
AUGAUCUUGGCACCCGGCUUGGCGUUUACAUUGCUGAGUUCUGCCGAUGAGAGAUCACACAGUCGGCCACGGCUUCUUCCGAUGGUACAAGCCACCAAGGGCGAAAUCGAGUUUCAAUCCGAUGAGUCCAAUUAUGGUCGGGGCGAGAUGCAUCUCUCGGCAGUGCUUGACAUUGGUGAUGUAGUCGUCUACCAGACGGGAACUUGGCUGGUCGAUGGGGUGCAAGUGGGAGAUGGAAGUCCGCCAAAAUAUGAGUAUGGUCUUGUCGAGACCAUACAAUUGGUUUGGACUCAUAACUGUGAGCAUGGAGUGAUCAGAGCCCUACCGCUGGCACUGUUGGAGGAUGGCGAGGCUCAAGUUUUGAGAAUUGAAGAAGAAGAAUGCAUUGAAUUUGGUCCAGAGCAACUCGUUGCAAAACUGCCUCUGCAGUGGGAUGAGGGAGCCUCUGAAGCAACAGUAGAAUCCCCUUUAGAGUUGAGUGAAGAACUAUGGGAGCCGAUGGCAUCGUGA